GGCUGAUGGAACAAGAAGUCCCCAAGGGAUGACUGCAGGACACACCUUUUAGAAGUCUGGCACCCUAUGCCCUGCGGAGUAGAAAGUACGUCUGGCUGGUUGGCCUGGGUAGGGAAGCUUGCGCUGACCGUGGGCUUGUUGGGAGGAGAGCAGAGGUGGUGUAGCAGCACCAAGAGUCCAGGCUCAGCGCUUGGAAGGAACAGAUCUUUGUUUAUUUUGUGUCCUCAGUGUCCAGUCCGGGGACACAGAAUGCAGAGACAGUUACAAAGCCUUUGCCAGUGCACCUGCCCCGCUGAGCACCGCAGCAAGGCCCCGAAAGGAAGGAGGGGGAUUCUAUUCCGUCUUAUUUAGAGGAUGGAUGAGCUGUGGAGAGCUGAGGACACUCAGUGUCACGAGUGGCUUCCAAAGAACCAGCAAGACUGUGUUUGGCUCGCGUGGGAACUUUUCAUCCUACUGAGGCCCCUGGUCCAAGGUCUCAGGACCCCUGGAACCAAGGUGCACCUCCUGACUAGCUUUCCUCACAUCUGCCCGUGGAGGCCCCUAGAAGGUGUUUGCUAGAACUCAGAUUUCCAGGGCCCCCCCGAGAUAGGCAGGAUGAAUAUUUCUGGGGCCAGGCCUGGGAAUCUGUACUUCCCCCAGACUCCCCAGGUGACCUUGCCUGAGGCUCCACGGUUUGUGACUGCGUCGGCUCUUUCUCUUGCAAAGUUGCUGGGUAAAGGGAAAUUUGUUCAGCGUGUCGGUGGCUUGGCCCGGGGAUGAGCACACAGAUGCCUGAGUCAGACCUGGGUUCACAUAUUGGCUGUGGCCUUGCACGAGGCUCCCGUCAAAUGGCGUUUCAUGGCUGUGCCUGCCUCACAGGCGGGUGAAAGAGGACAUGAGGCUGCCAGGACAGGGCCCAGCAUCUGUGCAAAUCAUACCAGCAAGUACGUUAAAAACAUGCCUCUCUGGAGCGAGGGCACUUCCUUCGGGGGCCUCGGAGGACGGACCGAGUGUUCCUGAACCAGCAGCUUCCUGCCGAAGCAGGAGGAAAGGUGCGGCCCAGCCAGCAAGAGAAAGGCAGCUGGUGGCACACAACGCCGUGUCCUCGUGCCCUGCUUCACCAGCCUGGCACCGUGUGACUUCUGGCUCAUCCCCCGAGUUGAAAUGCUUGAGAAGGGUAAACUCUGGGUGGACAUCGAUGCUGGAAAUCGAGGCGGCCCCGACAGCACGGCCAAAGAUCACGCCGCCUAUUGGCAGCUUUGAGCCAACGACCCAACGAGUGAAUGGACAAAGUAGCAAACGGGCCGCCAGGACACGAGACUCACCGGUGAUCCCCAGUGCCCGUGUCCCCAGGGAGAGCGCAGAACAGGACGGCGCUGCUGAUGGACACACAAGCUCGGCAGAGAUGAGCUGUCUUUCCUCCUCUGGGGCCUCGCACUCUGCAGCGCAGACAGAGGAGAGUUUGCGUUCCAUGUUUCCCCAAGUGCAGGACAACCGAGUUCACCCUGGGAAGGAAAAGACAGUGCCGAGCCCACAGGGCUGCGUCAGCUCCUCCAUCUCGCCUGUUUCCAGAACAUCGCUGUCACAUGCUGUGUCUCCAGCAGGCGCUCUGGGAAAGCCACCAAGCCUGAGGAGGGCCAGUCUCCAAGAGCCACAGUCAACAGGAAAAGCAAAGCCUCUGGGAGGCUGAAGCAGGAGGAUCGUUCGUUCGAGCUUUGCCUGGGCACCUUAGUGAGACAAUGUGUAAAUUGAAAAGAGGGGUGCUGAGAGCAAGUUCAGUGGGAAGGUUCUGGAUUCAAUCCCCAGAACCAAAAUAAAAUAAAAGAGGAAAAGUAGAUCA
Molecule: messenger RNA, 1819 nt
Organism: Cavia porcellus (domestic guinea pig)
Lineage: Eukaryota; Metazoa; Chordata; Mammalia; Rodentia; Caviidae
Exons: 3
Coding region: 875-1669 (264 amino acids)
Source: RefSeq, a predicted model, not a curated record